AUGAAAAUUACUGCUGAUACUAAACUUCAACAUUUUCAAUUUAUUGAAAAUGUAGAACCUGAUAAAAUAUAUACAGUGGUGUCUAAUCAUUUCGGUGAUGAAAAUCCUUAUAAUUAUCCAAAUCCAUUUCAUUAUGUAAAGUUCCAAAUUGAAAGAGCUCCCGAUACCGGUAGAAGACAUGUUCAAGAUUUUGCUGUUCUUAAAAAACAAGCACGUGUUGCUAAUUAUCCUGAGAAAGCCAUAAUAUAUGUUUCGAAGAAUUUCAAUAGAUGUGCGAUACAUAAAGAUAAAUGUAAAUGUAGUUAUCAAGAAUUGGAAUUAGAUGAAUGUUCAGUUUGUACUCAAGAAUGCUGUUCGCAACGAACACCUGCUCGAUUCGAUGAAGAAAAUUCGGGACCUUUCGAAUUUGGUCGAUAUCAUUCCAGUUAUAGACAAAAUAAUCAAAAUAACUCUGAUCUCAAUCGGAAAUAA
Paraglomus occultum is the source of this 471-nucleotide messenger RNA. The record is from the annotation of a GenBank genome assembly. NCBI's taxonomy places the organism in Eukaryota, Fungi, Glomeromycota, Glomeromycetes, Paraglomerales, Paraglomeraceae.